CACACUGAAUAAUUACUCCUGGUUUCCUUACCCACGAAGCAAGCGCGGAAUUCUUCACCGUUUCUUCUGCGUUCCCUUCCCUUCCCUUACCCUAUCUCUGUUCUGUAUAUAAACUCCAAAAAUUACUGGGUACUUUAUUAUGCGAUCAGUAGCAGUAUCGUUUUUUUCUUUGUUUUUUUUCUCAAUUUAUUUUUCCUUAUAACCCAAAAAUUAGUAGCGAGAUAGGGUAGUGUUUUGUUGUUGGAUUCCAAUGGGUGAUUCUGGAGUUACGGAUAACGAAGUUGCCGGGCAAUACGAUUGGAUACUCGAUGGAAUCCCCGAUGAUUUGAGCCUGUUCUUCGAUGAUAUUCCCCUUUCAGAUGUAACGAAUUCGUCUCCUGAUUCCCUUCCUUUGACGAUCGACGACAUCGACCAGAUUUUAUUGGGAGACGACGACAACGAGGAAAGUCGCCGAGAUACGGUCGUUGCGGAGCAGCAGCUGGAUAUAUUCUCGGAUUACCUUCUCGAUUCGCCCGUCGAGUCCGAUCACUCUGCUGAAAUCGUUGACUUAACCGACGGCGGCAAGAACGCGAAUUCUCCUUCUUCUUCCUCGGAGGAGGAGCAUCGUGACGUCAUCCUUCCGCAGGAUGACAGCGGAGAUGGUGGAGAUCCGACUAACAAGAAACGGCAAAGGCAGUUGAGAAAUCGGGAUGCUGCAGUGAGAUCAAGGGAGAGGAAGAAGAUGUAUGUGAGGGAUCUUGAGAUGAAAACAAAGUACUUAGAAGGGGAAUGCAGGAGGCUGGGGAUGUUGCUCCAGUGCUGUUGUGCAGAAAAUCAAGCUCUACGCCUUUCCUUGCAGAAUGCCAAGGCCUUUGAUGCUUCCAUGACCAAGCAGGAGUCUGCUGUGCUCUUGUUGGAAUCCCUGCUGUUGGGUUCCCUGCUUUGGUUCCUGGGCAUCGUUUGCCUGCUCAUUCAGCCCGGACUGCUCCAGUUCGAUCUGGAAACAGUUCAAAUAGGAAGCGUGGACAAGAAAAAUCAGGGAAGUCUGGCUGUAAGAAAGCCAGGAAGUAAGGUGUUUGGACUCAAUCUGUUCCGGUCGUUUAUGGUGAGCAAGAUAUGCAAAGCUUCAAGGUCGAGGAUGAAACCAAGUUUCCUUUCUAUAAAAGUUUUGGUGUGACUCAUGAGGCGUUUCUCUGCUUUGCUUGGCAUGUUUUCUGGUUCUGUAGUAAAUAAGUAUUGGGCUCUUUCUCUCCUAAUUUCUCAAUACUGUGUUUAGAUGGAUAAUUUUCUAUGACACUAUUAUGAGUUUCGUCAGCUGGAACCCCAAUAUGUUAUUUUUUAAAUGUUGCGUUCUUUGGUCGAUUAUAUAGAUUAUCUGUUCUUUGAAA
Messenger RNA from Rhododendron vialii, 1367 nucleotides. RefSeq names its product bZIP transcription factor 60. Lineage: Eukaryota; Viridiplantae; Streptophyta; Magnoliopsida; Ericales; Ericaceae. Gene Ontology annotation, biological process: regulation of DNA-templated transcription. Gene Ontology annotation, molecular function: DNA-binding transcription factor activity. The transcript is spliced from 3 exons. The record is from RefSeq and is a predicted model, not a curated record. The coding region runs from base 251 to 1156 and encodes 301 amino acids.